UUUGUCUCCGUGGUAACAAGGACGCUUUUCAUAACCUCCGGUAAAAGGAGUUACCAUAGAAACUGGCUGACUAGCAGAACAGGGGAAUGUCGGACGUUGAGGAUGAAGUUCAGGAUGAGGAGCAGGAGUCUGAGCAGCAGCUGGAGGAGACCACCCCAGACAUAGCACGGGGUGAUGAGGAGGAAGAUGAAGAUGAGGAGGGAGAGAAGGAGGGGGAGGAGGCCGAGGAGCCAGAAAAAGAAGAGGAGCCUCCCCAUGUUCCCCUCACCGAGGAGAUGCUGAAGGAAGGGCUGUCGCUGCUCUGUAAGACAGGGAAUGGACUGGCUCACGCGUUUGUCAGACUGGAACUGAAAGACAAGGAACUUACAGAUAUCUCAGUUUUGCAGUCCUUUAUACACUUGCGCUAUGUGGACCUUUCCCAGAACGCCUUGCAUGACCUCUCUCCCCUUGGGGCUUUGACUCAUCUGCUGAGCUUGCGAGUGGAUCAGAACCGGCUGCUCAGCAUGAAAGGGUUGGGAGAGCUUCCUUAUCUACAAAUAGUCAGCCUGGCGCAGAACCGCAUUCAGACCCUUCAGGGACUGGCUCUCCCUCGUCUUGAAUCACUCAAUCUGAUAGGUAAUAAACUGUCUAGUCUGGAGGAUCUGGAUUGCAGCAAACUCUGUAGCCUGCACACCUUGGAGCUACGCGGGAAUCAGAUCGCAAGCACGGCUGGGCUGAACCUCUCCAACCUAAAAGAACUUUAUCUGGCUCAGAAUAAUAUAAAGACGUUAGAGGGGCUGGAAUCUCUUGUAAAUUUAACCAGCCUCCACCUGAGAGACAACCAGCUGGAGACUCUGGAUGGAUUUUCUGAGAAAAUGAAGGCCUUACAAUACCUUAAUCUCAGGGGCAAUCUGUUGGCCACUCUACAGGAGACACACAAACUCAAGUGUUUGCCGAUGCUCCGAGCGCUCGUCUUGCGGGAGAACCCCUGCGAGGAAGAAGAGGGCUAUCGCAUGGAGACCCUCAUCACUCUGCCUCAUCUGCAGCGGCUCGAUAAAGAUUUCUUUGAGGACGAGGAAAGAACGGAGGCUGCGGAGACGCAGAGGAUGAGGCUGGAGGAAGGGAUGGCUGAAUCAUCAAAUGAAUGAAGCUGGACUCUGGAAUAGGGACAAUCCUCCAAAAAAUGCAUUACCACAUGACCCCCUACACAGAGUGCUAUUCUGAUGGGCUCUGGCAUAAGUGGGGUUAAUCCAUUCCUGUUCUUGAGAUGAACUAAGACAACCAUUUCCAUGAGCGGCAGGGGUUAAUACAGCGUCCAGGACAUUUACAGAAGGGGUUAAUGUUAAUUAAAGAGAUGUAUCUGCUUUUUGCA
Molecule: messenger RNA, 1351 nt
Organism: Spea bombifrons (plains spadefoot toad)
Lineage: Eukaryota; Metazoa; Chordata; Amphibia; Anura; Pelobatidae
Gene: LRRC23
Product: leucine rich repeat containing 23
Exons: 8
Coding region: 87-1127 (346 amino acids)
Molecular function (GO): protein binding
Source: RefSeq, a predicted model, not a curated record